Quercus robur (English oak) is the source of this 1786-nucleotide messenger RNA. Its product is annotated as 1-deoxy-D-xylulose 5-phosphate reductoisomerase, chloroplastic. NCBI's taxonomy places the organism in Eukaryota, Viridiplantae, Streptophyta, Magnoliopsida, Fagales, Fagaceae. The record is from RefSeq and is a predicted model, not a curated record. The transcript has 12 exons. Gene Ontology annotation, molecular function: manganese ion binding; protein binding; 1-deoxy-D-xylulose-5-phosphate reductoisomerase activity. Gene Ontology annotation, biological process: isoprenoid biosynthetic process. Bases 93 to 1514 code for a protein of 473 amino acids.
UUUUGCAUUUCUGUGACCACAAAUUUUAUUCUUAAAAACCCAGUUUUUCAUUUCCACAUCAACAUUUUUUGUUCUCUGAAAUCUUAUUUGUGAUGGCUUUGAAUUUGGUUUCUCCAGCUGAAAUCAAAGCCUUAUCGUUCUUGGACUCCACAAAGUCCAACCACUCCCACAAGCUCUCAGUCUCAGUUGGAUAUAAUUUGAAGAGGAAGGAUCAUAGAGUGGUAUUUGGGAAAAAUAUUCGUUGUUUGGCACAGGGACCUCCACCGGCCUGGCCAGGACGAGCCGUUCCUGAGUCUGGUCGUAAGACUUGGGAUGGUCCAAAGCCUAUCUCCAUUGUUGGAUCAACUGGGUCAAUUGGAACUCAGACAUUGGACAUUGUGGCAGAGAAUCCUGAUAAAUUCAGAGUUGUGGCACUUGCAGCUGGUUCAAACGUAACUCUUCUUGCAGAUCAGGUGAAAACAUUCAAACCUCAACUAGUAGCCGUUAGAAAUGAGUCCUUAGUUGAUGAACUCAAGGAAGCUUUGGCUGAUGUUGAACCAAAACCUGAGAUUAUUCCUGGGGAGCAAGGAGUUAUAGAGGUUGCCCGCCACCCAGAUGCAGUUACUGUAGUUACAGGAAUAGUAGGUUGUGCAGGACUAAAGCCUACAGUCGCUGCAAUCGAAGCAGGGAAAGACAUAGCUUUGGCCAAUAAAGAGACCCUGAUAGCUGGAGGUCCCUUUGUCCUUCCUCUAGCUCACAAGCAUAACAUAAAAAUUCUUCCUGCUGAUUCAGAACAUUCUGCCAUAUUUCAGUGUAUUCAAGGCUUGCCGGAAGGUGCACUUCGACGCAUUAUUUUAACCGCGUCUGGUGGGGCUUUCAGGGAUUGGCCUGUUGAUAAACUGAAAGAUGUUAAAGUUGCUGAUGCCUUGAAGCAUCCUAACUGGAAUAUGGGGAAAAAGAUCACUGUUGACUCUGCUACCCUUUUCAAUAAGGGUCUAGAAGUCAUUGAAGCCCACUACCUGUAUGGAGCUGGAUAUGAUGAUAUUGAAAUUGUGAUUCAUCCGCAAUCUAUCAUCCAUUCGAUGGUUGAAACACAGGAUUCAUCUGUUCUGGCACAGUUGGGGUGGCCUGAUAUGCGCUUGCCCAUUCUCUACACAAUGUCGUGGCCAGACAGAAUCUAUUGCUCUGAAGUGACUUGGCCUCGCCUUGAUCUUUGCAAGCUUGGUUCACUAACAUUUAAAGCUCCUGACAAUGUAAAAUACCCCUCGAUGGAUCUUGCAUAUGCUGCUGGACGGGCUGGUGGCACAAUGACAGGUGUUCUUAGUGCUGCUAAUGAGAAAGCUGUAGAGAUGUUUAUUGAUGAAAAGAUUAAAUAUCUAGAUAUUUUCAAGGUUGUGGAGCUAACAUGUGAUCAGCAUCAGAAGGAGUUGGUGACUUCACCUUCCCUUGAGGAAAUUAUACAUUAUGACUUGUGGGCACGGAAAUAUGCUGCCAGUUUGCAAGAGUCUUCCCGUGCAAGUCCUGUUCUUGCAUGAGUGAAGCUAGCCCUUGUUGGCCUGUAUAAAGUUGGUCCAACUUGGAAUGGAGAUGUUGCCAAAAAUUAGCAUUUUUGCUAAGGAUGGUUUUGCCGGUUUUGGCAAAAAGAGGAGAGAAAAAGGAAAGAGGGGGGGGGGUGGGUGUGGGUCCAGUGACUGUAUCAUUAAUGGGUUUGGGGAAAAUUGAGCAAUUGUAUCGAACAUGUAUAAAAAUGAAAAUAGGUAUCUGAAAUGUGUUCCCAAUGAUAGGUUUUCGAAUGUUUGAAUGCGUA